Molecule: messenger RNA, 2558 nt
Organism: Rubroshorea leprosula
Lineage: Eukaryota; Viridiplantae; Streptophyta; Magnoliopsida; Malvales; Dipterocarpaceae
Source: the annotation of a GenBank genome assembly
AAAGAAGAAGGAAUCUUACUCCAAUAAGGAGUUGGAAAUUCUCCUUGAGUUCUAUUCAAAUAAGGAGAUAGCAAUUUUAUUUAUUCCUUCCUAAGUUAAGAAUCUUACUGCAUUAAGGAAUAGUCAAGUCAAUUCCUACUAGGAAGUGCUUGAACUGAUCUCUUCGUUUUAAUUUGUUUAGGUUUCAAUCAUGUCAAGCGGUGAUGACAAAUCAACUACUAGAAGCCACCAUGUGGAUGAAUCCUUCAUGCUCAAAGCAAUGCAACAACAAUUUCAAAGGCUGGAUAUCAUGUUUGGUGAGAUUAAAGACAAAAUGGAGAAACAAGAUGCAACGAUAGCCAAGUUAUACCAAACACAGAAUGGAAGUCUGAAUUUGCGUAGAAAUGAUGCUAAUGAUGAUUUCGAUGAUGAUUAUAAAGAUGCAUGCAACAAUGACGCCCAGAACUCAAAUUUCAACAUGGACAGAAUUAUGAGAGAUAGAGGGGGCCAAAGAGAGCAAAAUCUGACGAGGUGGGGAGAUCAGAAAGAUCGUGACUUAGGUAGCAUCAAGAUGAAGAUUCCUCCGUUUCAAGGCAAAAAUGAUCCAGAUGUGUAUUUGGAGUGGGAAAAGAAGGUGGAAUUGGUGUUUGAUUGCUAUAACUAUUCUGAGGAGAAAAAGGUGAAACUAGCAGUGGGCCUUACUCAAGGGUCCAAAAGCAUUGAGGAGUAUCAUAAAGAGAUGGAAAUCGCAAUGGUUAGAGCGAAUGUGGAAGAGGACAGAGAAGCAACUAUGGCACGGUUUCUGCAUGGUUUAAAUCAUGAUAAAGCUAAUGUGGUAAAGCUGCAGCAUUAUGUGGAAUUGGAAGAUAUGGUGCAUAUGGCGAUGAAAGUAGAACGACAACUCAAGCGUAAAGGAGCCACCACCAGAACUAGGCAAAAUUCAGGUUCCUCAUCUUCUUGGAAACUGAAUUGGAGCAAAGAGGAAGAACAUUUUGUUUUUAAGCCUAAAACUGCAGCAUCUAAGGGGCAUGUUGCAUCGCAAUGUCCUAAUAAGCACAUGAUGAUCUUGAAAGAGGAUGGAGAAAUUGAAACAGAGGGUGAAUCUGAUGAUGACUCUAUGUCACCAUUGAAAGAUGCUGAUGAUGGCAUGGAAUAUGUUAUUGAUGGAGAACUGCUUGUCACCAGGCGUGCUUUGAAUGUGCAAGCCAAAGAAGAUGAUGAAGUACAACGCGACAAGAUAUUCACACGAGGUGCCAUAUCAAAAAUAAGGACGGUAACACAUGAUGGCUUCAAAAAUCUCUAUUCAUUUGUUAUGGAGGGGAAAACAAUUAGUCUUGCACCAUUGAGUCCAAGGCAGGUUUAUGAGGAUCAAUUGAGAGUAAAAAAAGAGAGUGAGCUGAGAAAUGAGAGUAAGCUUGAGGGUAUGAAAAACAAAGAGAAAACAACAAAAAAAGAGUCCAAAAAGAGAGAAAAGAUUGAAAGUGUUGAAAAUAAAGAGAGAAAAUUAGUGAGUGUUUAUGCAAAGGAAAGUGGUGUCAAGGCUGCGUUCUUUGCAAAGCAGCCUAUGUUUGUGCUUCUAUAUAAAGAUGCUUAUUUCAACACUAACGAACUUAAUGAUUCUUUGCCUAGUGUUGUUAAAUCUCCUUUGCAGGACUUCAAGGACGUGUUUCCAAAAGACAUCUCUAAUGGUUUACCACCAAUAAGAGGAAUUGAGCAUCAGAUUGACUUCAUUCCAGGUGCAACAAUUCCAAACCAACUAGCAUAUCGAAGCAACGCCAAUGAGCCGAAAGAACUUCAAAAAGCAGGUGACGAUUUGAGGACAAAUCCUUUUGAGAAGAGAGGGAAUGAUGGGAAUCAAGACGAUAGCAUAUCUACUACAUCAUGUGAUCCAUUACACACCAAAGGAGGUCCAAUCAUGCGAGCUAGAGCUAAGAAGAUGCGUGAAGCUUUAAAUGGCCUUAUUGAGUAGAUCUGGGCUGAAAACAACAUACAACAAGCAAAUCGAAGCUUGGAUGAUUAUUAAGGCAUGGUAAACAUCAUUCAGGUUCAAAAGAAGCUUAGUUGAGGUCAUUUGCACGGAAUGACACAGUUUGCAUCAAAAUCGCACAAUUCUGUCGCAAUUUGUAGCAAACUGAUAUUUUGUGUUCUUUUAGGUUAUUUUUAGUGAUUUUCACAUUUUUUUGUAUUAUUUUUAGGCUGAACAUUCGCUUAUUUGAAGCCCAAUUCGUGGUUAUUAGGUUUAGGACUUAGGGUGUUAAUUUCCUAUUCUGAUUAGGAUUUGUUUUCUCUAUUGAAAAGGCUUGUAACCCUAAUGGGGAAAAAGCAAUUGAAUUUGAGAUUUUGAGAGACUUUUUUCUUUGGUUCGUUUUAGAACUUUAUAGAACUUAUCAAGAUUAUUCUUGUGGCGUUCUAACCUGACUUAUCAUUCUCGUUUUUAAUUGUUCGAGGGUGUGGCGUCAACCAACUUUAUGCCUCUGGUUCUUGUUGCGUCAUAGACAACAGGUCAAGGUUUUUACCUUUGGUUCUUGUUGCGACAUAAACAAUGGGUCAAGGUCCUAUUAUAAACCUGAUUUAGCUUU